CACACAGCACAGAGACACAGACCAGCUUCUUUUAGUCUAUUUCUCAUAGUGAGGAUUCCCCUCAAACAAAUGACUAUAAUUUCCAAAGACAUCAGGAUGUAUGUGUUUGGAGCAAAAAACUAUUGAGUUUUAAGCAGAGAGUCAUCAGCUUAACUCCUGUGAGUGGCAGGAGGGGAUGGGACACACACACACACACACACUCUGCAGUUGGGGUCAGACACAGAGAUGGGCAAACAGGAAUUAAGCUCUGAAACAAAUGCUUGCCAAGAGAAAACUGUAGGUCCGAUCGCAAUAAUUCUUUCACCGUGAGUGGCAGGAACUUCCAGACUACAACAUAUUAAAUUUUCAUGCCUGUAGAGUGUAUCAUACUGACGUGGUGACAGUGUAAAGACACCCUUCAAUGUUAAGUUUGAGCUGAAAAUUGAGAGCAGUUUUAGAAUGGUCGUCUAUGGGGGACAGAGAGGGAGGAGGCUGCGCUUUGAUGGCAUUUGUGAGAAAAAUGUAAAUCUGAUCUUGAUAAGAAACACAUUGGAUGAAAGAAGACAACGAUAGCUACAUUUUGAUGUAUAAAUUAUUGAUGUAGGGUAAAUGGUUUGGGUGGGACAGGACGAGAAAGACAAAUUUUUUCAAUUAUUCUCCACACUCUGGUUUAUUGGCAGUUGACAGUUGGGCGAACAUUCCGUGAAAAUCCCAAUUUUCCUAAAACUUAAACUGCUCUUGUGAAACAACCGUAAAAGAUAUCGCAACGAGGAUUUGGUCAAUAAAAGUCCAAAAUCUUGUGACCCGUUUAAAGUUUAAAUGACGUUUCUACGACAAAGUAUGGCCGAGCGGUAGGCCUUCAAAGUGGCCUGGGUUGGCGCCCCCAAAAGUCAUAACACACCAUUCCAGAUCCAGCUGCAUAAAAUGAUAUAACAUAUGUGAAGCUUGUAUCAAAACUGUGGGGUGAGUUAUGUGGCGAAAUUUUAAGCGGGAAAAAGGAGAAUAAUAAGCAGCAUAAAUCUGUCGAAUAGUAAUAAGUGUGCCAUUACAGAGGCACACUUAAUUUAAAAAAAACAAAAAAAGAAAAAAAAAGAAUGUUACGUUAUGUUAUGACAUCAUCAUGAUGAUCAAAGGCAUUUCAUAUGCCUUUGAUUUGUGAAUCCUUAAAUAGAGGUAAGACUCCCAUACUUUCAUGCAGUUUACUUGCAACACUCAAGAUUGCAGCGUUCAAAGGUACGCCUGAGAAACAUUUUAAAACGGUUGAAUCUUUAACACAGUCACUUCAGCAACACUCCAACAUGUCUCAGAGUAAACGCGCUGGCUUUACUACAAUGGACCACCAAAAUCCAGAGCCAAAUUUGGAAGAAACUAAUUUCCAGCUUCCACUCAAGAGGAAGGCAGACCCGGAUUAUGUUGCACAGAAUUGCACAAGUGCCGACAGCUGCUUUCCACCAAAGAAAAACAGACGAAUCUGUGAAGAAAAAACUGUGUUGAAAAGACAAUCCAGUCAGACUUCAAAAGGCAGCAAAAACAACUCUGAGAGCUACUCUCCAGAGAGAAAGAGUAAGAGAACAGACACUGAGAAAAAAGAAACGGCAGUGACUCCGAGCAUCCAAAAAAGUUGCACGCCAAGGUCUAUCCAGCACCAAGUUGAGAAAAUGGACGUUACGACCUCGAGCGAUACUUUAACCUCUGAAAUCGCACCACCAAGAAAACACAAGGCCAAAAGUAACCGUAGUGACACAGAGUAUCCAAAAAAGUCCAGGACUAUCGAUCUCCCAGGUCAGAAAACAAAUGAUACAGCCUUGAAUGGUACCAGAACCUCUGAAAACACACCAAAAAAGAAAGAGAGGCCAGAAGAUCAGAGAGGAAAAAACGUGUGGCUCAUUGGGUCCAUCGACAUCAGACGAGCCGAGGGUGAAGCAAGAAAGAUUUUCGGAGAAAAUUUUGGACUUGAUGCCAAAGUCCAGUGGUUUGGCGAAGGAGGAAUGCGCUGGUCGGGAGUCCUUCCUCGUUUUUAUGAGGAGCUAUCCACACAGAGCCCACCUGACAUACUGGUAAUCCAUGCUGGGGGCAAUGAUUUGGGACUCUUUUCUGCUGAUGAACUUUCUUCUGUCAUUGAGAAGGAAUUGAUGCAACUGCACACAGAGUUCCCCUCAAUGACAAUUGCAUAUUCAUCCAUCAAUGAGCGUCAAGUGUGGAGACAUGAAAAUCCAGACGAAAUCAAUGAGGACAGGAAGAUUGUGAAUGCCAGCAUUAGAAAGGCUGUCGACCGCUUUGAUGGAGUGGUUAUUGAGAAUCCGCCCUUCAAGCUUUUCAACAACUCCAACUGCUUUGGAGUUCAUUUUUACACGAAAGCAAAUGAAGUGUUUCUGACAAGCAUCCGCAAGGCCAUCAAGAAAAGUCUUAAGUCACGUCACUGAAAACUGACUUGAGACAUUUCUUUCACAGUCCAGAAAACCAUAUGUUGUUCAUUUUAGGCAAUGUGAACAACAUAUAGCUAACAUGUGCUCUCAUUUUUCUUUUCCUCUGCCUCUCACCCCCCAACCAGUCAUGACAGAUGGCUGCCCCUUUCUUAGCCUGGUUCUGUCAAAGGUUUCUUCCUUUUUAUAAGGGAGUUUUUCCUUUCCACCGUCGCCCAGUGCUUGCUAUUAAAGGGGAUCAUUUGAAUGUUGGCGUUGAUAGUUUAGAAUCUAAACUAAACUAAUAAACGUAAAACAUCAGGUGAUUGUUGGGAUUGAUAGUUUAGAAUCUAAACUAAACUAAUAAACAUCAAACUUCAGGUGAGGGGUUCACAUAGUAGGGAGCACUACAAGAAUUACAAAUAAAAACAUGUAAUUGGCAGCUAAUCAAAAUAAAGAAAACAA
Messenger RNA from Oreochromis niloticus (Nile tilapia), 2846 nucleotides. RefSeq lists its product as uncharacterized. Bases 1122 to 2402 code for a protein of 426 amino acids. NCBI's taxonomy places the organism in Eukaryota, Metazoa, Chordata, Actinopteri, Cichliformes, Cichlidae. The transcript is spliced from 2 exons. The record is from RefSeq and is a predicted model, not a curated record.